Punica granatum (pomegranate) is the source of this 890-nucleotide messenger RNA. Lineage: Eukaryota; Viridiplantae; Streptophyta; Magnoliopsida; Myrtales; Lythraceae. The record is from RefSeq and is a predicted model, not a curated record.
CCUUCCCUUCCCUUCCCCUCCCCUUCCCUCCCCUCCACCCCUUUAUAUACAAGCGAACUGUAAGCCUCCAGUCCCCUGCCUAUAUCUCUGUCUUUCACUCUACUUCAACGAAGAAGAUCCUAUUCUUUCCCUCUCGCAUUUGCUUUUUCUUUGCACCGAUCCCGACAUCCGAAGAUGCCCAAAAGGAGGCCUCUUGUCAUCCUCAAGAGGGUCUCGAACCUCCUGAAGAGGUCGGUCUACAUUGCCAAGUUGAGCACCAAGCCCAUCAUCCCGAGGCUCAUUCUGCUCAAAAAAUCGAGGAAGGCAUGCCGGAAGAGCUACCACUACCAGUUCCUCCAAGAGUACGAGUUCUCCCCUUCGAGCACGCCCCUCAUUGGCUACAACACCAGGGAAUUGAACCGUAAAAGGUUCCGAGGCAUCACUAAUUCGCUGUUCUAUCUAUGUGGCUGCUUGGGGGAGGCUACAACGAGUCCCGCAAUGGAUGGAGAUUACGCUCCGCUAGCCCUGCCACCGGCCAUUGGAGAUGCCUUCCUAGGGAAUACGGACUUUGACUCAGUAGACGGGGAAGAAGAUUCGGUGGAUCAGAGGGCCGAGAGGUUCAUCGAGAAUUUCUACGAGGAGAUGCGAAUGCAGCGAAGAGCAUCGAUCUAGCGACUUGCGGACAACUGUAGCUGGUCGUCGAUUUCCUUUUUUGUUUCAUUGCUUGGCUCUUUAGGAAUUCCAGAUGGUUUUUUGCAGAACGUGGAAAUUUGUUUUCCUCUCCUUUCUUUUUCUCCUUUGAUUAAUUCUUCCCUUUUAUAGAUUCCUUUGAUUAAUUCUUGAAUGUGUUUGAGUGUCUUUGAAAAUAAUGGGAAUUCAAUCAAUUGAAUGGUUGAAAGUUCUUUAGUAAA